This is a messenger RNA of Piliocolobus tephrosceles (Ugandan red Colobus), 6159 nucleotides long. RefSeq names its product zinc finger matrin-type 1 (gene ZMAT1). NCBI's taxonomy places the organism in Eukaryota, Metazoa, Chordata, Mammalia, Primates, Cercopithecidae. Gene Ontology annotation, molecular function: zinc ion binding; nucleic acid binding. The record is from RefSeq and is a predicted model, not a curated record. The coding region runs from base 3537 to 4940 and encodes 467 amino acids. The transcript has 3 exons.
UUGCACUUAGAUGCCUCACCUUCACCUGUAACUCAACAUACCUGAAACGGAAUUAAUAAUCUCUACAAUCAACUUGAAUUUCCCAAAUUUUCUGUCUUUGCUAGUAGUUCCAAUGUUUAUUAUUCACCUACACUUGACUCUUUGAGGGUAUCUUUGACUACUUAAUUAUCUAUAUUCUGUCCAUUAACAAAUCUUAGAACUAUUUCUCCUUCUGUAGCCCUUCGUUACAUUUCUACUACCAUCACCUCACACCUUAAUGCUGUAACAACCUUCUGGAAAGCUUUACUUGUACCUCAUUGUUAUUCUCUCACUCCCUAGUAGCAGGAUUUCAUCCCUGGAUCAGUUCCACCCUCUACAUUUUCUACUUCUGCAUAAAGCCUACUGAGUGAUGCUAUGGAAAAUUAUAAAGUAUAGAGAUUGGGUAUGUUUUCAGAGUCUUGGUACCUAACCUCUUUGGGCCUUUAGUCCUACUUAAUCUGUUUCUUUUUCCUUCACUUUCCCCUUAGCAACAAUUUUAAACCUAUAUCAUUCUUCAAGACUCUCUUCCCCUGCUCUACACUCCUUCUCCUCACUCUUCUCAGACAAGCUCCUUUGUGAUUUCAUUGAGAAAAAUUUGGCCCUCAGUUGUGGAUUACUACCACGUAUCUUGGUUUAACCAAAUCCUCCUGUAACCCUGAGUUUUCCUUUAACUACUACAUUCUCCCCUUCCCUUCUUAACCAAGUUUUUUUUUUUAAAUCUAGUCCGCUCUUACUGUCUUCACUUAUUAUUUACUCAACUCACUGCCAUUUGUUGGCACUUCUUCCCUCAGCCUUCACACCACCAGUCUACCACCUCACUGUGACUACUGCUCACAGUGUCAAAGUGACUUCUAAAUUUGUAAGUCCAAUGAGCAUCUUCAUUUAGCUCCUUUGACAUCACUCUCUCCUGUUCAUUCUUAUAAUUCGCUGUCCUUUGCUUUGGUGGACUUUUCAUAGGCUCAUCUUUUUCUACCAUCUUUCUUUAAAGAAUGGCAUUCUCCAGGGUUUUAUCAGUAUGUUGCUAUUCCUGUGCCCGCCUAUACAUUAUCUUCAGGAGAUUUCAUCCACUCUGAUUAUUUUGACUAUCCACCCGCAUGUUCUGACAUCUCCAAAAUCUCUCUGACCUAUCUUCUGCCUUUCAUACUCCUGUAUAUAACUACCUGUUGGACACACCUUUACAUGAAAGUUUUAUAGAUAUCUUAGACCCUGUGUUCAAACUUACACUAUUCACCAUUGCAUACUCUCCCACCCAUUAAAACAACACAUACAUCUGAAGUUCCAAUUUCAGUUUAUGGGAUCACCACCCACCCACUUACCAAAUUAGGUUUCUGGGAAUUAUUUUAGACUUCUCUAGAUUCUCUCCUCUCCACUAUCCCUCACAUUCAUUCCAUCACUAAAUUUUGCCAGUUUUAAAGUUAAAUGUUAUACCAAUCUCCCUGCUUCUCUCUACCCCUACUGAGACCUAUCUAGUCCAUGUUUUCAUUAUGUCUUGCCUGAUCUCCUUACUUCUAGGCUUACUCUUCUUAAAUUAAUCCUUUGUAUUGCAGCCACAGAGGAGACUCAUCUAAAACACACAAUUGACCAACCACAUCACUUAAUACACUUCAAGGUUUCCCAAAGCACAGAAUAAAAAAUUCGGGCUCCUUAGCAUAACAUAUAAGUCUCUCUUUGACCCAUUUUGCCUCUUCCCAUCUCUUUCCCUUAUGUUUUACUCUACAACAAUUCCAAAGUUUAAGAAGUUCGUGUAAGCAUUUCUAUGCUAUUUUCAUGAAUUUUUGUCCCUAAAACACUCUUCUCAACUCUUUUCAGGUUAACUAUUCAUCAUCCCUCCAAGUUUAGCUAAGACAUUAUGUCUUCCAGUAGCCUUUUUCAAACCCCCAUAGUAUGCUAAGUGCUCCUGCUUCUUUGUGCUUGCAUACCUCUUAAACAUACCUCUUACUUUUACCAAGUGAGACUGAAAUAUUUUGUUUAUGUAUCUUUCUCACACUGGAUUUGUGAAGAACUUGGCUGUUUUACUUAUCUUGUAUCCCUGACAUCUAACCUGCUGCUUGGUGCCACAUAGGUAUUCAGUGUUUGUUAAACUGAUUAUUUGGAUUCAACAUAUUGUGCUCAUUUCUAUCUCUGCCAUACAGGAAAUUAUUUUCAUCCCCAGAAAUGCCCUUACCUGCUUUCUUACAAAUUCAAAUCCUUUCUGUCCUCAAAGAUCCAUCACAACUUCCCUUACUGUUCUAGUUCUUUGUGUUCUCUCCUUUCUCUGAUUUCUCAUAGGCUUUACUGUUCAUUGACAAUUGCGUCAGUUAUAGCCCCUCAAGGGAAUUAGCUUCCCUGAGACAAAAGAUUAUAUUUUAUUCUGCAAGUAUCCUUUUCUUGGUAUCAAAGAAUAUGAAAAACCAAUUAUAAUCAGAAAGUGACUUAGUACACAUGAAAUUAGAGCAUAGAAAAGGAUAGCUUUGAGGGAUCAUUUCAUUCAGAUUUUGACAUAACCUGCUGAGUUUUCCUAGGCCUGCAAUAGUCAGUAGUGUGCAGCCUCACGUUCUUUAAAGUCAGCAUCUUUCUUUCCCUUUGCAAGCAGUCUCCUGUUUCUAUGAAUAGUCUUUGUUCAGACAAGGCCAAUAUACUUGAUAAUAAUUAAUUUAGCUUCUUUUAAAUGAUUAGGUGACCUUUUGGUUUAAAAGAAGAUUAUCAUUGUUGUCCCUAAAAUCUUUGCAGGUACCAAUUUAUUUCCUCCUCCCUAGGGUCAGAAUGAUUUAUAUUUGGCUUAUGAAAUGUAUUAAUUUGCUUUUUCUGAUCAAAAAGUGGAAGGAUGAUGAGAUUUUUAAAAAGUUAAUGUAUCCCUUGCUUCUAAUUCUACUUAUGAAGCAGAAUAGUGUGCUAGUUACUAUAUAGUUGCUAGUGUGUAGUUUUUGACUCUUUUGAAGUGGUAACUAGUAGUUUUGUUCUAGAAUUUUGCUUUCAGCUUUUAUCCUGAGAGUGGGGCUCACUGAACCUCUCUCCUUUCUAAAAUCUGUGGAAAUUACUUUUGGUAACUAAGGCACUGCAGUGAUCUCAGGUAAGAGAGUAAAAAAUUUGCCUUUAUUUGUUUUUAAUAUUUUGGGACGUUUCAGGUUUUGGUUGGGGGGAAACAGAGUUGGGGCAAACAAAAAGAGGUUGGUUAAGAGAUUCAGAGGCAAAGGUUGGUUGGCCAUGCUAAAUUUCAGGUGCCUGUUGCACCUCCAUGUAGCAACAGUCAGUAGACAGAUAGCAGAUUCUUAGGGAAGAAGUUAAGCUAGAGAAGGAGUAUGGUAUAGUGAAAAGAAUUUUGGGCAUUCAAUUAAGAGGCAUGGGCUCUGAGAGGCUAACACUACUACUAACUUGCUCUGUGACUUUGACAAAGUCAUUUGACCUCUCUGGGCCCCAUCUUUAUUGGAAAAUGUCAAGUAGAUGGUCUCUAAUAAAUUCUUGUCCAGUUCUAACAUUAUGUGAUUUUAAAUGUAUACUGACCUUCUUAACUUGAACUCUUUGUUUUUUCAGCAUUUAGUAUGAGAACCUAUGUUUGCCAUAUUUGUAGUAUUGCUUUUACAUCUUUAGAUAUGUUCCGGUCCCACAUGCAAGGAAGUGAACAUCAAAUUAAAGAAUCCAUUGUUAUCAAUCUAGUGAAGAAUUCAAGGAAGACACAAGACUCUUACCAAAAUGAGUGUGCAGAUUACAUCAAUGUGCAGAAAGCCAGAGGACUAGAGCCCAAGACUUGUUUCAGAAAGAUGGAAGAGAGUUCUUUGGAAACCCACAGAUACAGAGAAGUGGUCGAUUCCAGACCCAGACAUAGAAUAUUUGAACAAAGACUCCCAUUUGAGACUUUCCAAACAUACCCAGCACCAUACAAUAUUUCACAAGCAGUGGAAAAGCAGUUACCGCAUUCAAAGAAGACAUAUGACUCUUUCCAAGAUGAACUUGAAGAUUACAUCAAAGUACAGAAAGCCAGAGGACUAGAUCCAAAAACUUGUUUCAGAAAGGUGAGAGAGAACUCUGUGGAUACUCAUGGGUACAGAGAAAUGGUUGAUUCUGGACCCAGAUCCAGAAUGUGCGAGCAAAGAUUUUCACAUGAGGCUUCCCAGACCUACCAACGACCAUACCAUAUUUCACCAGUGGAAAGCCAAUUACCUCAGUGGUUACCAACCCAUUCAAAAAGGACAUAUGAUUCUUUCCAAGAUGAACUUGAAGAUUACAUAAAAGUGCAGAAAGCCAGAGGACUAGAGCCAAAAACUUGUUUCAGAAAGAUAGGAGAUAGCUCUGUAGAAAUACAUAAGAACAGAGAAAUGGUUGAUGUCAGACCCAGACAUAGAAUGUUGGAGCAAAAGCUCCCAUGUGAGACUUUCCAGACCUAUUCAGGACCAUACAGUAUUUCACAAGUAGUGGAAAACCAGUUACCUCAUUGCUCACCAGCUCAUGACAGCAAACAGAGACUAGAUUCUAUUAGCUACUGGCAACUCGCCAGAGACUGUUUCCCAGAAAAACCAGUACCCUUGAGCCUUAAUCAGCAAGAAAAUAACUCUGGCUCAUACAGUGUAGAAUCUGAAGUUUACAAGCACCUCUCCUCAGAAAACAAUACUACUGACCAUCAAGCAGGUCAUAAACGGAAACAUCAGAAGAGAAAACGACACCUGGAAGAAGGCAAAGAAAGGCCAGAGAAAGAGCUGUCCAAGCAUAAAAGGAAAAAGAGUUAUGAAGAUACAGAUUUAGACAAAGACAAGAGCAUCAGACAAAGGAAAAGAGAGGGGGAUAGAGUCAGGGUCAGUUCAGGAAAGCUUAAGCAUCGAAAAAAGAAAAAAAGCCAUGAUGUACCCUCUGAGAAAGAGGAACGUAAGCACAGGAAAGAGAAAAAGAAAUCUGUUGAAGAAAGGACAGAAGAGGAAAUGCUUUGGGAUGAGUCUAUUCUUGGAUUUUGAAUGUUUAGUUUUGUUUACCCAAGGUUGAAUUAAAAAUAUAUAUAUAUGGAUUUAGAAAAAGACAGGAACAUCCGAUGAAGGAAAGGAGAAGUAGAUACAGUCAGUGUCACUUGAGGACACUUAGUUUUUGUAUAAAAUUUUAAAUUGAAUUAAAAGGAGGAAAAAGAAAGCCUAAACUUCUGAGAAAGAACAUAAGAACUCAAGGAGAACAUAAGAGAAAAGGUAACCUGUUUAAAAAAAAAGACAAGAAUCUGUGUUUUGGAAUGAGUCUACUCUUGGAUAUUGAACUUUUAGUUUUGUUUGCCCAAGAAUUAAUUGAGGAAAUCAGCUAAGAAACUCGACUUAGACAAAAGCAAGAAGAUCAGAUGAAGAAAAGGAGAGGUGGAUACAGUCAGUGUCACUUCAGGAAAGCUAUUUAAGAAAACUUGAAAUUUAAUUGAAAGAAGAAACAACAACAACAACAAAAAAGCCUGAACCUAGCCUCUGAACAACACUAACAUGAGAACACAAGAACUUAAGAGAAAAAGAAACCUACUCAAGAAAAGAUGGAAGAGACAGUGAUUUGGGAUGAAUCUACUGUAGGAUUUUCAACUUUUUAGUUUUGUUCCUUCAAAGUUGAAGGAAAAGAAAAAGAGUUUGGUUUUAUAAAAUUCAUGUUAUUGGAAUUUUUCUAGGUGGAUGACUACUUUAAUCUCUGAAAAAAGCCAAGUGAAGUAAAAGUAUUCAAUAUGCCUUUUCCUCAAGUUACUUUCCUUCAUUUUCUUAAAAAAGAAAAACAUUAUUAAAUGUUUCUCACAUAUCUCACAUAUAAUGUAAUUUCCCUAAAUGAAGUUGUCUCUACUUCUGCUCAUCAAAUUGCUGUGAUAGUGAAUUAUUUACUCAUGGGUGAUAAUUUAUUUUAAAGGACAGAAUUACCAAGCGUUACAAAAUCAAUUCUUUGCUUGGUUUUGUGUUAGUGAUGGUGGUAUUUUAUUGUUGUUUUUUGUGUUUAUGUGUCUCAGCUUUCUCCAAGGAAUAUGUAUGAAAUAACUUAAACUGAUUUUUUCUUUGUUAAAUCUAAUUUGCAGUGUAUUUUUGCAUUUUCUAGUUCUGAAAGUGGAAAAUGAAACAGUCUAUAAUAAACUUAGAUGACAUAUAGUUUUAAAAAGCUCUCAAAAAGUACUGAUAUAAAAAGUCAGUCUAUAUUCUGGAAAUGUUUAUAUUAAAGUGUUUUAAUUUC